Molecule: messenger RNA, 1360 nt
Organism: Rana temporaria (common frog)
Lineage: Eukaryota; Metazoa; Chordata; Amphibia; Anura; Ranidae
Gene: RAB37
Product: RAB37, member RAS oncogene family
Exons: 10
Coding region: 201-947 (248 amino acids)
Cellular component (GO): Golgi apparatus; endosome
Molecular function (GO): GTP binding; GTPase activity
Source: RefSeq, a predicted model, not a curated record
UCCCUGGCAAUGCUGAGUUUAUAUAACAGUCAGAUGGGGAUAGCAGAGCUUCCUCUCACCUCCUCCUCCUACUGCUAAUAGAGAGGCCAAGCCUUGUCUAUGGUGACGAGAGGCGUGAAAAGCAGCGCAGACAGGUGACCUGUGUAUGGAGCUGGCGGAGUCCACUAUUCUACCAGAAACACCGGAGAGAGAAGAGUAAUAUGGAGGAACUAUCCGAAGGAAGGCAAUGUUCUACCUACAACCAGGAUCUCCAACACAAGACUAUCCUGGUGGGAGACAGUUCUGUUGGGAAGACAUCGCUGCUUGUACAGUUUGACCAAGGCAAAUUUCUCCCGGGGUCCUUCACUUCUACAGUGGGCAUUGGAUUCACGGUGAUGCUGCUGGGAGAUUCUGGUGUUGGAAAGACCUGUUUUCUCAUCCAAUUUAAAGAUGGCGCGUUUCUAUCUGGCACCUUCCUGGCCACUGUGGGCAUCGAUUUUCGGAACAAAUUUGUCGCUGUGGAUGGACAAAAUGUUAACUUGCAGAUUUGGGACACAGCGGGUCAGGAGCGGUUUCGAAGUGUCACACAUGCGUAUUACAGGGAUGCACAGGCUUUACUCCUAUUAUAUGACAUUACCAGCAGGACGUCAUUUCAGAACAUCCGUGCUUGGCUUGCAGAGGUGCACGAAUUUGCUCACAAGGAUGUGGUCAUCAUGCUGCUCGGCAACAAGAGUGACAUGACCGAUAGAAGAACGAUCAGAACAGAAGAAGGAGAAUCCCUGGCAAAGGAAUAUGGAAUUCCCUUCAUGGAGACAAGCGCCAAGACUGGUAUAAAUGUGGAACUGGCUUUCAUGGCAGUAGCAAGGGAGCUGAAGCACAGAUCCAGUGACCAGAAUGAGACCAAAUUCCAAAUCCAUGAGUACAUCGAAUCUCAGAAGAAGAAAAGCAACUGUUGUGGAUUGUACUGAUGGGAACAUUGUUGAAGCUUGUCGCCAUCCUCGGGAAAAGCCAUGUUGGAGUUGUUUCUGUUCCCAGGAGCAGGAUCCGCCUUCAGUCAUAGGUGGAAGAAACUGAUGAUUUUCUUUUUUCAAACUGCCAAUGCUUGGUGAUGUCACAGUGGUGGCCCCGCCACGUGAAUUUUACUCAGGACUUUUAAGGACCUCCUUGCCAGUUAUUGUUAUGAUUUAGGUUGUGAUGUCUUAUGUGAUGUAGGAUCCAUAUAUUAAGAGGAUUAGUCUAUGCAUCACUGACAUUUCAGCUCUGGAGAGAAGGACGACUCUCCAGUCUUUUUCUUAUCUUUCAGGGACUCCAGCUAUACUUCUGAUUUUCCUGGCUCCACCAAUCUGUUGCUGCCAUUAUCAGUAUUGCUCUCCCUGUUUAA